This is a messenger RNA of Penicillium pulvis, 288 nucleotides long. Its product is annotated as fungal hydrophobin domain-containing protein. NCBI's taxonomy places the organism in Eukaryota, Fungi, Ascomycota, Eurotiomycetes, Eurotiales, Aspergillaceae. The coding region runs from base 1 to 288 and encodes 95 amino acids. Gene Ontology annotation, cellular component: extracellular region. The transcript is spliced from 2 exons. The record is from RefSeq and is a predicted model, not a curated record.
AUGAAGGCUUCUAUCUUUCUUAUUGUGGCCUCCGCUAGCGUUGCCCUGGCCCACCCUGCUUCCCUUGUCGAGCAUGCAAGCAGUGCCUGUCCCAACAAAUUGUACAGUGUUCCUUCGUGCUGCUCGCCUAACCUUUUGAAAUUGGGAUGCAGUAAUCCUUCUAGCGCAAAAGAUGGGGCCGACUUGAAGAAAAAAUGCAAUGACCAGAAGCCUGUUUGCUGCAGCACACCUUCUGCCCUUGCUGGUGGUCUUUGUGUCCAACCCGCUGGCAUCAAGGAAGACCACUAA